AUGGGCUCUAUCGCUGAAAGCAUCCCCAUCCUCAACGGAGGCUCCAAAUCCAAGGAGCAGUCUGCUUAUCCAAAACCGCUGAAGCAGAGUGGUUCUUUAGACAAGUUCGACUCGGAAGAUGUCACCCCUGUCAUCGGUCGAGAAUUUCCAACCGCCAACAUCGUUGACGACCUCCUAAAUGCCGCCGACGCAGACACUCUUCUGAGAGAUCUAGCCAUUACAAUCAGUGAACGCGGCGUCGUCUUCUUCCGCGCACAGGACAACCUAACCAACACGCUUCAAAAGCAAUUCAUCCAACGCCUGGGCGAACUCACCGGCAAGCCGUCGACGUCGACACUGCACAUCCACCCGGUGCUCAACGGGUCGGGCGAGUUCGGCGACGACCCGCAAAUCAGCAACAUUUCGUCGGUGGGGCGCAAGAAGCUGUUCGCGAUCAACGAGCAGAAGGACAAGCGGCGCUACGACGCGGCGCAGUGGCACAGCGACAUCCAGUUCGAGCCCGUCCCUGCCGACUACACGAGCUUGCGGCUCGUCGAGCUGCCCAAGACCGGCGGCGACACGCUGUGGGCGUCCGGGUACGAGAUCUACGAGCGCUUCAGCAAGCCCAUACAGACGUUCCUCGAGGGCUUGACCGCCACGUUUGUAGGCGAUGGCUUCAUCAAGGCCGCCGAGGCCGGCCGCGCCACCCUGUACACUGAUGAGCGCGGCUCGCCGCAGAAUAUCGGCCAGAAGCUCUCGGCUGUGCACCCUGUUGUGCGCACGAAUCCCGUCACCGGCUGGAAGAGUAUCUUCGCCAUUGGCCCGUUUCCGAAGUAUAUCAACGAGGUGCAUGCCGAUGAGAGCGAGGAGAUUCUGAAGAAGCUCCACGAUACGAUUAUCGCGAAUCAUGACUUGCAGGUGCGAUUCAAGUGGAGGAACAAGAAUGAUAUCGCUAUCUGGGACAACAGAAGUGUUUUCCACUCCGCAACCUUUGACUACGACGGGCUAGGAGAGCGCUUUGGGAACAGAGCUGUGGGUAUUGGCGAGGCUCCGUAUCUCGACCCCAACAGUAUAACAAGGACUGAAGGGAUCACUGCUGCAUAA
Messenger RNA from Exophiala bonariae, 1083 nucleotides. RefSeq lists its product as uncharacterized. Gene Ontology annotation, cellular component: cytoplasm. Bases 1 to 1083 code for a protein of 360 amino acids. NCBI's taxonomy places the organism in Eukaryota, Fungi, Ascomycota, Eurotiomycetes, Chaetothyriales, Herpotrichiellaceae. The record is from RefSeq and is a predicted model, not a curated record. Gene Ontology annotation, molecular function: 2-oxoglutarate-dependent dioxygenase activity. The transcript has 3 exons.